AUGUCGACCACUCCGCUUGAGCUAUCAGGAACUGGCACCCCUUCAGGAUCUCAGGUUGAACGCUCUUUCACUCCGAUACCUGGAUCUAACGUCUACAUCUCGCAUCCGCCUGCUGGUAACAACAAAGGUGCAGAUGGAGGGAGGAAAGAUCCUAGAGUGGUGCUGAUCUUUGGAUGGAUGGGGGCUCAGCUUCUGCACCUAUACAAAUACACAGAACAAUACAAUAAGCUGUACCCUUCUGCGACGUUGAUAAUUGUUCGGGCAAAACCAAACUAUUUCUGGAGCAACGAAACCACUAGGAAAGCUGCGGUUUUUCCCGUCGUCAAACUUUUACGAGAUGCAGGUAUCCAUGAAAACACGGUGGCGAGGAGCUCUGGUCUACUUGUACAUACUUUCUCCAACGGCGGCGCUCUCAAUGAGACUACUCUGGGUCGUGCGAUCACGGAUACCUACCCACCCACCAAUACUCCUGCAAUUCCCGCUCAAGCUCUCAUUUAUGACUCACUUCCUGGGGUUCUCAAUAUGCGCGUCACACUCCUUGCGUUUACAGCUGCCAUUCGUUCUCCGGCCUUCCGCACUAUUGCCAAAUUCGUUUUGGGGAUAUUAUAUGCUCUGGGAGCGACAUGGGGAUACUUUGAGAGCAUUAUGUUUGGUCAAAAGGAAGAUCUCGUCGCCAAGUUGAAGAGGGAGCUUAAUGAAGCGAAGCUUUUGCCCCAGCUUAUACCCAGGACGUAUGUGUAUUCGGAUGCUGACGAGUUGAUUCCCGCCGAAAGUGUCGAGAGACACGCAGCGAAAGCAAAGGAGUUGGUUGGCGGUGACUCAGGUUUCAUAAAACUGGUCAAGUUUCAAGGAAGUCCCCAUGUUGCACAUGCAAGGAAAGAUCCAAAGAGAUACUGGGAUACAGUUGUGCAGACUUGGGAAGCAUCCACUUCCUAA
Messenger RNA from Rhizoctonia solani, 936 nucleotides. RefSeq lists its product as uncharacterized. The coding region runs from base 1 to 936 and encodes 311 amino acids. The transcript is spliced from 5 exons. Lineage: Eukaryota; Fungi; Basidiomycota; Agaricomycetes; Cantharellales; Ceratobasidiaceae. The record is from RefSeq and is a predicted model, not a curated record.